Physella acuta is the source of this 1254-nucleotide messenger RNA. Its product is annotated as mitochondrial inner membrane protease subunit 1. Gene Ontology annotation, molecular function: serine-type endopeptidase activity. NCBI's taxonomy places the organism in Eukaryota, Metazoa, Mollusca, Gastropoda, Physidae. The record is from RefSeq and is a predicted model, not a curated record. Gene Ontology annotation, cellular component: mitochondrial inner membrane peptidase complex; membrane.
CGGCUGUUAAAAGCAUAACAACACCACUAUCAAUGUCAGAGUCAGUAGUCAGUUUAGUAGCUAUAGAUAGGGUCUAAAUCUCAGUGAUAGCAACACUUGUUUGUGUUAGUGUGUAAAUCUAUGACUAAAACUAAACAAAUCGCGGAUUUUUGUUGAUAAGCAAUGAAUUUAAAAUAUUAACGUGCAUCUGCUGAGACAAAACUUUGAAAUUUGAAACAUGCAGUGUAUAUGAUAAAAAACUCUUCAUGUGAAAAUGGCAUCCACUUUUGCAUCCGUACGCCGUAAAGUUCCAUAUGUGGUAUCUGGCAUUAGUACAUGUUACUGCACUUUUAGAUUUAUAUGUGGACUUGGAAAGUGUGAAGAUGUUUCCAUGGAACCUACAAUUCAACAUGGUGAUUUAGUACUCAUAUCACCAUAUUAUGUAAAUCAUCAACUUUUACAAAAAGGAGAUGUUGUCUUUUGCCGAUCACCAAAGAAUCCUAGAGCUAUCAUUUGUAAACGUCUUGUUGGGAUGGAAGGAGACACUGUGUAUAAUGAUGAAAAAGGAUUUGAAGAAUAUGUUGAUAAAGGACAGAUAUGGUUAGAGGGAGAUAACAAAUGUUGCAGCAUUGACUCUCGUACAUUUGGACCUCUUCCUUAUGGCCUUCUUAUUAGUAAAGUUGCUCUUCGGCUGUGGCCACCAGAAAGAUUUGGAUUUCUAGAACUACCUAAGCGGUUUCGGAUGCCACCACCUUGUUCAACAUGAAUUAUGUCAUUUGAUAACUUAACCAUCACUCAAAGAAUGAAGUGGAAGUUGGAUGCUUUUUUAGUUAUUUUUUAUAUUAUAAAUGAAGAGUAUUGAAGUUUUUUUUUUAAGCAUAAUUUAUUCUGUGAUGUCUGAUGCUUUAUGGCAAAAACAGGUCAGGUGUAUUAGUUAUUUGAUAAACCAAGCCUAUUCUACCUUUUUUUUUUUGUUACACUUUGGGCUUUGGAAUACAACUCAGAAAUGGAUUAUUAGAUUAUACUUAAACGGUUUGCUCUUUAACAAAAUACUUAAAACAUUUAUAUACUGGUAUAUUAAACUGAAUCAUAACUAAAUACAUAUAAGUAAAAUGAUUUGCUUAAAGACUAAUGUUUCUGUUACAUUAUAUAAAAUGACUACAAGUAUUUUGACAUGCAACUCCAAUGUAUAUAUAUAUAUAUAUAGCAUGUCUUCUGUCUGUGACAGUAUAAUUAUGCCUAGUUUUAAAACUGUUUGAUUAAAAAAUUUAUAAC